Molecule: messenger RNA, 1983 nt
Organism: Emiliania huxleyi CCMP1516
Lineage: Eukaryota; Haptophyta; Isochrysidales; Noelaerhabdaceae
Exons: 5
Coding region: 1-1983 (660 amino acids)
Source: RefSeq, a predicted model, not a curated record
AUGGCGCGGGAGGAGGACGGGGACGGACGGAUCGUGCACGAGGUCGAGCACGACGGCUACCCGGAUCGGCGGUGGUGGCACAUGCUGGACGACGAGCGGUGGCGCGCCGUCCCAGAGCAGGCCGGCGCGGGCGCAGGCGGCGCUGCCGCAGACGGGGAUGGGGAUGCGGCGAUGGACCGCACGGACGGCGAGCAGGGCGCCCGUGCCGCAGGCGACGCCGAGGCGGCCGAGGUGCAGCCGGCGCCGCCUCCUGUGCGCCGGGGUGUGCGGCGCAGCGCGCUGGCGGAAGCCCUCGAGGCGGAGGAUGACGAGCGGCAGGAGGAGGCCGCGCGCGGCGAUGGGCGGCCGAUGCUAGCGCCCCACGGGCCGGCGCUGUCGGUGCAGCUUCGGCGCGUGCGCCUGCGGCUGCGCGAGUUCCUGGCGACGCAGGCCGCGGCGGGGAAGAGCGUGCCGAUGCAGCGGACGGCCCUUGGUCUGCACCCGACGAUGCGGUGGACGAUCCGCUUCGGCAAGCGGCUGGCGACGAUGCGAAUCAUCGCGCCGAGGGCGAGUCCGGAGCCGACGGUGCGCUCGGGUCGCGGCGAGAACACGAUCUACGUCGCGCUGCAGCACAUGAAGAACCACGUGUGGCGCAAGAUCUGGCCGGCGAUGCCGGACGACGCGAGGCAGUACUGGCGGCUGGUGACCAACCAGGUGAUGUCGCUGUACGACGGCGGCGGCGGCGGGAUGAAGGAGGACGCGGCAGCCAGCGAGGAGCCGCCGGCCGGGCGGCGGGCCGCGAGGCGGCGCGGGCGGUGGCUCGCCGAGUCCUUUGACAAUGCACAGCAACGCCGGACUAGUGGAGAGGACUACGACGAGCCGGCGUUGGCACGGCAGGUCCCAGCAAGGCCAGUCCACUCCAACGUCACGUCGGAGGAGUUGACCACCGUCCUUCGGGCCGCCCUGCCGCCCGAGGUCGACCCGGCGGCGGUCGAGAUGGCCGACGUGCUGGCGGUUCUUCAAUCCCAGUCCUUUGCGGACGAAAUCCACUCACGAUACAUGCGGGUCGAUAACAUCCAGGUUGGCAGCGUCGCCUCCCUCCGCCUCGAGCCGCCCUCGGCACCCACGCCACCCCCUCCUCCCGAGUGGCUCGACGACCUCUGGAAAUGGCUCGAUGCGUUCCCGCCGCCGCCGCCGCCGCCGGCCCCUCUGCCGCCCUCGCCGCCGCCGCCGUCGCUGUCGCCCUCGCCGCCUCCCACGCCGCCGCCUCCGGCGCCGCCGCCACCAGCCCCUCCGCCUCCCUCGCCGCCGCCGCCGUCGCUGUCGCCCUCGCCGCCUCCCACGCCGCCGCCUCCGGCACCGCCGCCGCCUGCCCCUCCGCCGCCCUCGCCGCCGCCGCCGUCGCUGUCGCCCUCGCCGCCUCCCACGCCGCCGCCUCCGGCACCGCCGCCGCCUGCCCCUCCGCCGCCCUCGCCGCCGCCGCCGUCGCUGUCGCCCUCACAGCCUCCCACGCCGCCGCCUCCGGCACCGCCGCCGCCUGCCCCUCCGCCGCCCUCGCCGCCGCCGCCGUCGCUGUCGCCCUCACAGCCUCCCACGCCGCCGCCUCCGGCACCGCCGCCGCCUGCCCCUCCGCCGCCGCCGCCGCACCUGCCGCCGCCGCCGCCGCCGCCGUCGUUAGCACACUCCCUCGUCCACGAGGAACUGGUGCUGCCAGUGUCGCUGUUGAGCGUCGCUCUCUUGGCCGCUGCAGCCUACGUGCGGCGGCGCAAACGCCGCGCCACGCAAGGUGCGGAGCGGAUGGUGCGCAUUGAGUCUGCCAACGGCAACGUUACGUACUACGCGGGUGAGAAAGGCGCGGAGCGGAGGGUGCGCUCGAUGUUUGCCGACGGCGUUGUGCAGUACUACGAGGGCGAGCAAGGUGCGGAGCGGAUGGUGCGCAUGGUGCUUCCCAGCGACAGCGUACAGUACUACGAGGGCGGGCGAGGUGCGGAGCGGAUGGUGUAG